UCAACUAGAGCAGUCGUGAAUAGGAUGGAUCUUACGCCACCACAUAGUCCGAUAGAGUUUAUCAAUCAAACCUACAUGAAAUCCAAAUUCAGUAUGUACAACCAACCUGAUAUGUACAGUUUAUCCCCACCCUCACCUCCCAUGGACCUGAGGGUGUCCAACACAACCCCUGUCCUACCGUACCUCUCCCCGGCCCUGCUCUUCAGGCAUUGGUUGGACACUCCCCAGAACUUGAACAGUUUGUAUCCUAGAACAUCCAGACCCAAGAAAAGGUUUAUCUGUAAGUUCUGUAACCGUGAAUUUACUAAAUCCUACAAUCUCAUGAUCCAUGAGAGAACUCACACCGACGAACGACCAUUUCCCUGUGAUAUGUGCGGAAAGGCAUUCCGACGACAAGAUCAUUUGAGAGAUCACAAAUAUAUUCACACCAAGAACAAACCGUUUCAGUGUUCAGAUUGUGGUAAGGGGUUUAGUCAAGCCCGUAGCUUCUAUGCGCAUAAAAUCAUCAAUUCUGCUAAUAUUGUUCUAUCCUGUCCAAUCUGUAACACACAUUUUGAUCAGAAGUCGACAGUUAAACCCCACAUAUUAUCACAUACAGACGUGAAGCCGAGACAACUAGCAGAGAUUGCAGACAGACUUUGUGGGUCACGAGCACUAGCCUGCAGGGUUGAGAAGGAAAAUGUCGCAAACAAUCUAGAAAAAUCCACGAAGAAAGAAUUGACGCCGUUUAGUAUCCUAGACAUUCUUGCGUCAUAAAUGAGCGUCAAAUUACAAUAUUUAUCUUCUGCUGUGAUAUUUAAUGUAUUCUAUCUUAUCUUUAAAUAAAUAUUUAAUUCAA
Messenger RNA from Eurytemora carolleeae, 838 nucleotides. Its product is annotated as protein sister of odd and bowel. Gene Ontology annotation, molecular function: DNA-binding transcription factor activity, RNA polymerase II-specific; RNA polymerase II transcription regulatory region sequence-specific DNA binding. Gene Ontology annotation, biological process: embryo development; regulation of transcription by RNA polymerase II; embryonic hindgut morphogenesis. NCBI's taxonomy places the organism in Eukaryota, Metazoa, Arthropoda, Copepoda, Calanoida, Temoridae. The record is from RefSeq and is a predicted model, not a curated record. The transcript has a single exon. Bases 25 to 756 code for a protein of 243 amino acids. Gene Ontology annotation, cellular component: nucleus.